Molecule: messenger RNA, 2227 nt
Organism: Phycomyces blakesleeanus NRRL 1555(-)
Lineage: Eukaryota; Fungi; Mucoromycota; Mucoromycetes; Mucorales; Phycomycetaceae
Product: multicopper oxidase
Exons: 6
Coding region: 48-1796 (582 amino acids)
Biological process (GO): reductive iron assimilation; cellular response to iron ion starvation
Cellular component (GO): high-affinity iron permease complex
Molecular function (GO): ferroxidase activity; copper ion binding
Source: RefSeq, a predicted model, not a curated record
UCCAUUUCUUUUUCUACCAAAAAAAAUAUUCAAUUGUAGAAAGAGCCAUGCGUUUCUUGGGAACUCUUUUGACUGGUCUUGCUGCCACAGCAAGCAUUGCACAGGCAGCCCGUGUUGUCUACGACUGGGAAGUCACUUACACAACAGCCAACCCUGAUGGUCUCUUUGAGCGUCAAGUUGUUGGUGUCAAUGGUGCCUGGCCUCCACCAGCUAUCCAUGUGUCUUUGAACGACACCUUGGUUAUCAAUGUUAAGAACAGCUUGGAUAUCCCCACUGCUCUCCAUUCUCACGGAAUGUUCCAAAACAACACCGUUUGGAUGGACGGACCGGUUGGCGUUACCCAAUGUUCUAUUCCAGCUGGUCACAGUUUGACUUAUGAGUUCAAUAUCACCCAAACUGGUUCUUUUUGGAUUCACAGUCAUUAUAUGGGUCAAUAUGCUGAUGGUCUCCGUGCUCCUCUUAUUCUCCACAACCCUGAAGAGCCUUACAAAUAUGAUGAAGAUUUGGUUGUUCCUGUUUCUGACUGGUAUCAUGACAACAGCGCCAACAACUUGGCUAUCUUCAUGAACGUUAACAACCCCACCGGUGCCGAACCCGUCCCUGAAUCUGGCUUGAUUAUGGACACCAUUAACCCCAACAUCACCUUCGUUCCUGGAAAGACCUACCGUCUCCGUCUCAUCAACAUGUCUGCCUUCUCCACUUUCUUCAUCAGCAUCGAUGGUCACGAUUUGGAUAUUAUUGAAGUCGAUGGUAUCUACACUGAGCGCAAGACCGUUGAUAGCAUUUACUUGACUGCUGCUCAGCGUAUCUCUGUCCUCGUCACUGCCAAGAACUCUACUGAACUCAACUACCUCUUCCACGCCGACAUGGACAUUGACAUGUUCGAUAUCCUCCCCGAAGAUUUGGUCACCAACAUCACUGCCAACAUUAUGUACGAUGCCAGUCACUCCAACUUUGCCGAGAGCCAGGAUCUUGGUAUGGGUAGUGAGUUCGAUGACAUUGAUCUUCCUCCUCUCUACCCCGCCAGCGCUGUUGAGCCCGACCAGCAGGUUAACUUGACCUUCAACUUUGAUGUCACCACUGACGGUAUCAACCGUGGUAUGUUCAACGAGCUCCCUUACUUGACCCCCAAGGUCCCUACCCUCAACACUGUCUUGUCCAUGGGCGAGCUUGCCACCGACUUGACUGUCUACGGUCCCCAGUCCCAGGCCAUCAUCCUUGACCAUCUUAACAUGGUCGAGAUUGUUCUUAACAACCUUGAUGCUGGUAACCAUCCUUUCCAUUUGCACGGUCACGUCUUCCAGGUCGUUGCCCGUGGUGAUGGUGUCUUUAUGGGCGACCGCUCUACUGUCGAAUGGAAUAACGAGAACCCCACCACCCGUGAUACCGUGCUUGUUCCUGCCGAGAGCUUCACCAUCAUUCGUUUCCGUGCUGAUAACCCCGGUGUAUGGAUUUUCCAUUGUCACAUUGAAUGGCAUUUGGAAACUGGUCUUGCUGUCACCUUUAUCGAGGCUCCUACUGUUAUGCAGGAGCGCAUGACUCUUCCUGAAGCCUUCCACGAAGUCUGCACAGCCGGUGGUAACCCCUCUACUGGUAACGCUGCCGGAAAGGAAGGUCUUGAUCUCAAGGGUGCCCCUGGAGGAAUCACCUUGAUCCCCGAUGCCUUCACUGCCAAGGGUAAGGGUGCCAUGGCCGCAUGUAUCAUCUCUGCCUUGAUUGGUAUGGGUGCCAUUGUCUUGUACGCUUCCAUUGACCCCGAGAAGAAGGCCAAGGAUAUGAUUGCUGCCCAAAAGUAAAUUAUAUAUAAUUAUUUAUAUAUAUAUCAUUUAUACAAGUGGUGGAAUUUUUUCUUCUUCUAUCUCACAAAGAAAAAACAAACUUCUUUAAAAUCUACCUUUUAUCUAUCUAUCUAUCUACCCUACCUUACCUUAACCUUACCUUAACCUACCUUUAUCUAUUUAUAUUCUUUAUUAUUAUUACUCUUAAAAAACAGCCUUGUAUGUUGGCUUAACAAACAGCAAAAAUCUCUUUACUUGUAUACUUUUACUUUACUAUCAAGUUAUAUUUCCUUCCAUUAACCUCCAAUUCUUUUUAUUAUUAUUAUUACUUAAUCAUUUCUAUUAUUUUUUUUAUUUAAAAAGAAUAACACAAGAAAAAAAAGAAAGAAUAAGAAAGGGAAAAGAAGUAUUUAAAUAUAAUAUAUAUAUAUGUGUGUGUGAACAAAGGC